This is a messenger RNA of Zophobas morio, 744 nucleotides long. Its product is annotated as ero1-like protein. The transcript is spliced from 9 exons. Gene Ontology annotation, biological process: protein folding in endoplasmic reticulum. Gene Ontology annotation, cellular component: endoplasmic reticulum; endoplasmic reticulum membrane. NCBI's taxonomy places the organism in Eukaryota, Metazoa, Arthropoda, Insecta, Coleoptera, Tenebrionidae. The record is from RefSeq and is a predicted model, not a curated record. Gene Ontology annotation, molecular function: FAD binding; protein-disulfide reductase activity; thiol oxidase activity. The coding region runs from base 190 to 744 and encodes 184 amino acids.
CUUUAUCCUAUUUUAAAGGAGUUAAGCCAAACAACUUUUUUUAGAUUAAUUCGAGUUAAAUUGGACGGCCAGAAUUGUCCCUUAACCGACUUUUUAAAGGUCCAAACUACUUCUUGUAACUCAGAAGUUAAUCAUUAUGGAGAGAUUUGUACUUUGGAGAAAUCAGUUGAGAAUUCUGAAUUAGAUUUUAUGGGAAAGAUUAAAUUUAUUUAUAAAACUGAUGAUGUGAACCGAACUUUAACAAGAAAAGAAGAUUAUGCUCUAAAAGAACAAGGAGAGUGCCACGAUCCGGAUCUUGGAGAAUUUUGGUUGGACUUAUGCCAGUACAUUCCAACCAAUUCCAGCGAAUACGUGAAUCUUUUGCUAAACCCUGAAAGCAAUACGGGGUAUAAUGGAAGCGCAGUGUGGGCUUCUAUAUAUAAAGAAAACUGUUUCGAUUCUGUAUUUAACAUGAAUGGAAGUAAACGUAAUUCUGAGCAUCAAUGCUACGAAGAAAAAGUCCUCUACAGGCUUCUCAGCGGCAUCCACACUUCUGUCAACGUCCACGUGGCUCUCCGCUUUUACCCUCCAGCAUAUCUCGAAGGCGACUGGUUAUCCAACGCUGCUUUAUUUAAAAAAUUUUUAGAUAAUCCUGAGUGGGUUCAAAAUUUGUACUUUUCCUUUUUAGUUUUGUAUCGGGCCGUUCAUCGAGCCGCUCCGAUCCUCCGUGAUUAUGACUAUCACCUUCCUUCUGUUGUUAUUUAA